This is a messenger RNA of Penicillium argentinense, 1539 nucleotides long. Its product is annotated as NuA4 histone acetyltransferase complex catalytic subunit ESA1. Lineage: Eukaryota; Fungi; Ascomycota; Eurotiomycetes; Eurotiales; Aspergillaceae. The coding region runs from base 1 to 1539 and encodes 512 amino acids. Gene Ontology annotation, molecular function: histone acetyltransferase activity. The record is from RefSeq and is a predicted model, not a curated record. Gene Ontology annotation, biological process: regulation of DNA-templated transcription. The transcript has 6 exons.
AUGGGCGUCCGAGAUUCCCACGGUGAGGCGACGGGGACGCCCGACCCCGUCGAGAAGGGGUUCGCUACCCUCAACACCAUCCGGAUCGGUGUGAAGGCCAUGGUGCAGAAGGAUGGAGAACUACGCAAGGCGGAGAUUCUUUCGAUCAGACAGCGCAAGGACGGGCCUUCGUUCUAUGUGCACUAUGUCGACUUCAACAAGCGUCUUGAUGAAUGGGUUGCAUCUUCGCGAAUUGACUUGACCCAAGAGGUCGAGUGGCCCCAACCAGAAAAGACCGACAAGAAGAAGGCCGCCUCCACCAACAAGGCGCCUAGCAAGAACCCCAAGCAACAACGCGUUGGCGCUGAUAGUCGCGAGCAGUCCGGCACCCCGGACGCUCUGGGCGGCAAGAACAUGAAUGUCGGCAAAGCUUCACGACCCUCCAAAGCCGGCGGUAAAGAGAACCAGGAUAUCCCGACCCCGGGUGAUAUCUUCGGGUCCGAGGCCGUCUCCGCUGAUGGCACGCCCAGGGCCGGCGACUCAGAAGAUGUGGAAAUGACCGAUGCCCAGGAUGAGAAGAUCCCCAACGAAGAUGAAGUGAAGACCGUCUCGGGUGAGGUCAUUACCCGUGAGGAGGAAAUCGAGCGUCUCCGUACAAGCGGCAGUAUGACCCAGAACCCAACUGAGAUUCACCGAGUGCGAAACUUGACCCGUCUUCAAAUGGGAAAGUUUGACGUCGAACCGUGGUACUUCUCACCGUACCCUGAUUCCUUCUCAGACGUGGAUCUGGUCUACAUCGACGAAUUCUGCCUGAGCUACUUCGAUAACAAGCGUGCUUUCGAGCGUCACCGCGCAAAGUGCACGCUGGUUCACCCGCCCGGCAACGAAAUCUACCGCGAUGAGCACAUAUCUUUCUUCGAGGUCGAUGGACGUCGCCAGCGGACCUGGUGCCGAAACCUUUGCUUGCUUAGCAAGCUGUUUCUCGACCAUAAGACCCUCUACUAUGAUGUCGACCCUUUCCUUUUCUACUGCAUGUGCACUCGCGAUGAGACCGGCUGCCACCUUGUCGGCUAUUUCUCUAAGGAGAAGGACUCCGCCGAGGGUUACAACCUGGCUUGUAUCCUGACGUUACCGCAAUACCAGCGUCGUGGGUUCGGCCGUCUGCUCAUUUCUUUCAGCUAUGAGCUGAGCAAGCGUGAAGGCAAGCUCGGCUCGCCUGAGAAGCCGCUUAGUGAUCUGGGUCUCCUUGGUUAUCGACAGUACUGGCGUGAGACACUUGUCGAGCUGCUGAUGGAGCCAAACCGAGAGGCCAUGAGUGAGAAUGAGUUGGCAGUCUUGACCGCCAUGACUGAGAAGGAUGUCCACGAGACACUGGUUGUCUUCAAUAUGCUCCGAUAUCACAAAGGAAACUGGGUUAUUGUUCUUACGGACUACGUUGUUUCCGAGCACAACAAGCGUCUUCAGAAGGAGAAGGUUAAGGGUGCGCGCAAGAUCGACCCGACCCUUCUGCAGUGGAAGCCACCGGUCUUCACGGCUUCUAGCCGUACUUGGAACUGGUAG